Molecule: messenger RNA, 1499 nt
Organism: Bufo bufo (common toad)
Lineage: Eukaryota; Metazoa; Chordata; Amphibia; Anura; Bufonidae
Gene: RCL1
Product: RNA terminal phosphate cyclase like 1
Exons: 9
Coding region: 93-1211 (372 amino acids)
Biological process (GO): ribosome biogenesis; endonucleolytic cleavage of tricistronic rRNA transcript (SSU-rRNA, 5.8S rRNA, LSU-rRNA)
Cellular component (GO): nucleolus
Molecular function (GO): RNA endonuclease activity
Source: RefSeq, a predicted model, not a curated record
GUGAGCGUUCCUUCUGACUUCCCGUUCCAAACCACGUGUGCAUGCUGUACGCAGCUGGCUUCUCGUCCAGGCGGAGGUUCUGAAGUGGCGGCAUGGCGAGCCAGGGGUACUGCCUCCGCUUCGAGGGCUGCAACUUCUUCAGGCAGCGGCUUGUUCUGUCUACCUUAAGCGGGAGGCCGGUGAAAAUCCAGAACAUCAGGGUGAAAGAUGAGAGCCCUGGAAUAAGGGACUUUGAAGCAAGUUUCAUCAGGCUGUUGGAUAAAAUAACCAAUGGGUCCAGAAUCGAGAUCAAUGAAACUGGUACUUCCUUGUAUUAUCUGCCUGGCCUUCUUUUCGGUGGAACACUAGAACACGACUGUAAUGUACAACGUUCCAUCGGCUAUUACUUAGAAAGUUUGAUCUGCCUGGCUCCAUUUAUGAAGCAUCCAUUAAAAAUUACACUUCGUGGUGUCACCAAUGAUCAGAUUGACCCUUCAGUGGACACUCUUAAGGCCACAGCCAUUCCAUUACUAAAAAGGUUUGGAAUAGAUGGUGAGAAUUUUGAGCUAAAGGUUGUGAAAAGGGGGAUGCCGCCUGGAGGAGGUGGAGAGAUAAUAUUUUCGUGUCCAAUUAGAAAAGUUCUUAAACCAGUUCAUCUGACAGAUCCUGGCAAAAUAAAGCGUAUUCGAGGUGUGGCAUAUUCUGUCCGAGUAUCUCCACAAAUUGGUAAUAGGAUUGUGGAGUCUGCAAGAAGCAUUUUGAAUAAGUUUCUCCCAGAUAUUUAUAUACACACAGACCAUCUCAAAGGGACAAGUUCUGGAAAGUCUCCUGGCUUUGGUCUAUCACUAGUAGCUGAAACGACUGAAGGCUAUCUAAUUAGUGCAGAGCUUGCAUCAAACCCACAAGGGCAGGGAGCAACUGUACUUCCAGAAGAUCUGGGCAAGAACUGUGCCAAGCUGCUUUUGGAAGAAAUCUAUCGCGGGGGAUGUGUGGACUCCGUAAAUCAGAGUUUGGUUCUUCUCCUCAUGACCCUUGGACAGCAGGAUGUUUCGAAAGUUUUGCUUGGACCUUUGUCUCCUUACACGAUUGAAUUUUUGCGACAUUUGAGGAGCUUUUUCCAGAUCAUGUUUAAAAUGGAAAGCAAGACGUUUGAAGAGCGUAAAGGAGCAGAGAAAGUGUUGAUGACCUGUGUCGGUGUUGGAUUUUCCAAUCUCAGCAAGACAAUAAAAUAGUGCAGCCAAAUUCUCUUGGGGAUCGUACUGACAGAUGAACUCGUUCCUAGAGCUAGAAUUUUGGGUUUGCUGUGCUGUAUCAUUGGGAACAGUGAAGUUGCAAACAAGACUUUAUUUUCCACUUGGACCAGUGGUACUUCAUCAAUAACUCAUCGACCUUCCAAGCUUCUACCACCAAAUAUUCACAUAGGACUCUGACAACCUAAAUGAUCUAACACAAUUUUUUUUAGAAGUGUAUUUAUAUUCCCUGGUGUUCUUUGUUUGGGAUACACCCUUGGAUAUGUAAAU